Knipowitschia caucasica is the source of this 723-nucleotide messenger RNA. The record is from the annotation of a GenBank genome assembly. Lineage: Eukaryota; Metazoa; Chordata; Actinopteri; Gobiiformes; Gobiidae.
AUGGAACGGAUGGAGUCUAUGGAGCCCCUCUCUGCGUUCUACACCACGGCUUACCCAGAGAUCCAGCCCGAGAGCGGCUACGGCUCCGGAGACAAGACCCCCCCUGCGCCUGCGCCUGCGUAUGACCAGGAGCUGGUGCAUAAGACCAUCCUGGUGGGCGACAGUGGUGUGGGGAAGACCUCUCUCCUGGUGCAGUUCGAUCAGGGGAAGUUCAUCCCUGGCUCCUUCUCCGCCACAGUGGGCAUUGGAUUCACAAACAAAGUCGUGACUGUGGACAACCUGAAGGUCAAACUGCAGAUCUGGGACACUGCGGGACAGGAGCGCUUCCGGAGCGUCACACAUGCGUACUACAGAGACGCACACGCUCUGCUCCUGCUCUAUGACAUCACCAGCAAAUCCUCCUUCGACAACAUCAGAGCUUGGCUCACAGAGAUCCACGAGUACGCACAGAGCGACGUCGUCAUCAUGUUGCUAGGUAACAAGACGGACAUGGCGGGAGAGCGGGCCAUCCGGAGAGAAGAGGGCGAGAGGCUGGCCAGAGAGUACUCUGUCCCGUUCAUGGAGACCAGCGCCAAGACUGGGGUCAACGUGGAGCUGGCCUUUACUGCUGUGGCCAAGGACCUGAAGAGCAGAGCCAUCCAGCAUCCCACUGAGCCCAAGUUUAAGAUCCACGAAUACAUCGAAGCACAGAAGGAGAAGUCCAGCUGCUGUAGCUUCUUCUGA